AUGAUGAGUGAUGCAAACAAAAGACAGCUAAGAACGAGAAGAAAAAAAACUAUGAAUUCAUUAUAUUAUAAUAGUGAUUAUAGUAAUGAUAUAAGUAUAGAAGAUUCUAAAAGUAGAUUAAGUGGUGGCAAGAAAAGUGAGGGUAGUUCUAGUAAAUCAAAAGAUGUUAUAUCAUCUUAUACUAAGAAAUAUAGCCCUAAUAAUAAAAAUCAUAAACAUAGUAAAAAUAUUAUGAAUCAUAAAAAUAUGAUUUAUAGUGAUGAGUAUAUGAAUAAUAUGAAUGAAGACAAUGUAGACAAUGAAGAAAUUUGUGAGAAUCAUUUGUAUGAGGAAAAUAAUGAUAAUAAUAUGAAUGAUGAUAUGAAUGAAAAUAAUAUAAUAGAUGAAGAUGAAAAUGAAAAUACAAAUCUUGUAAAUAUAGACGAUGAAAAUAUUAAUGAUGAUAAUAAUAAUGAAAAUAAUGAUAAUAUUGAAGACAUGACUAAUGACAUGAAUAAUAAUUUAAGUCAUAAUAAUAUUAUUAGCAAUGAAAAUUCAUAUAAUAAUCAAAUAGAUAGUACAUUUCAUAAUAUGAAUAAUAAAAGAAAAGAUGAGGAACAUAUAAAUAAUGAUGAUGAAUAUAUUCAUAAAAGUAAAGAUAAGAAAAAAAGUGGAUCAUUAGUACAUAUAAAAAAUGAAAAUACAAAUAAAUUAGAUAAUAAUAAUAAUAAUAAUAAAAAUAAAAAAGAUAGUGUAAGUGCAAAUGGAUCUAAUAAGAAUAAUUGUAAUACAUCUAGUAGUAAUAAUCGUAGUAGACAUGUACCUAAUAAUAACGAAAUAAAUUAUGCAAAAAUGGCUGAAAAAUUACCUCAUGUUGUUGGGGUUAGAUUUGAUAAGUCACAAAAUAGAUGGCUAUCUGGUAUAUGUAUUAAUGGACGAUGUAUUAACAGAUAUUUCCCAGUAUAUAAAUUUGGAUUUGAAGAAGCUCGUAGGUUAGCCAUUCAACAUAGGAAAAAUUUUGAGACAGCUAAUGUAGGGCACUUAAAAAAACAACAGGGUGAGGCUAAAACGUCUCACUUGAAUUUGUUGAACCUUAAUUCGCAAAUACCCAAUGACUUUAAAGAUAUCCAAGGAAAAAAUAAACUUAUUUUCAAAUACCUUUCUUAUGACUCCAUUCAAAAAGAGUGGGUUGUAACAUACGAUUAUGACAACAAAGUUCUUGUUAAUAAAUUUCCUGUAGAUAUAUAUGGAUACAAUAAUGCCUACGAAAUGGCUGUCCAUUGUAUCAAUAAGCUUAAUAUAUGUAAUCAGGAAAAGUUGUGUAAAAAUAUUAAUAAACAAGAGCAUUCUAGAGGAUUACAAGGUGAUUUGUUGAAUAAUUUUAAUGAUAAUAAUAAUAAUAUUAACAAUAAUAAUAAUAUGAAUGAUAACAAUAAUGUACUUUAUAAUAAUAAUAAUAAUAAUAAUAUACUUGAUAAUAAUAAUAAUAAUAAUAUACUUGAUAAUAAUAAUAAUAAUAAUAAUAAUUCGAUUGAUAAUCACAAUUUGAAUUUAUAUAAUAAUUCCAGUGAACAUAAUAAUAUGUGUGAAGAUUUGAGUUCUUUUAAAAUACACAAAAACAAAAUAAGUAGGUUAAUUAAUUCAGCGCAAUCAAAUUUUUUAAUGAAUAAUCAAAAAUCAGAAUUGGCUUUGAACGACAUUCUUAAUAAUGAAAAUAUGAUGAAUAAUUUAAUUAAUGAAAAGCAAAAACUAAAUAUAAACCAUAAUAAUAUUAAUAAAAAAUUAGAAGAAUUAGAAAAUAUGAGAAAAGAAGAUACUAUGUUUUUAAAUGAUAGUUCUUCUUAUUUAAGUACCAACGAUAUAAAAGUAUUGAAUGGUAUUAAAAGAUUAAAAACAGAUAAUCCUCCUUUUAAUAAGCAGGAUGAGGAAUUUUUAUUAAAUUCUAGAAAUUUGAAUAAAUAUUCUAGUAUGCAAAACAAUAAUUCUUAUGAUAUUUUAAAUGAUUCAAAUUUUAAUAUAUUAGGAAAUGAAGGAAUGUUUUCUUUAAAUGAUAAAAAAGGUAUAAAUAAUAACGAUGUGUCAAAAAAUAGAAAUAUUACAAAUUCUAAUUAUUUUAAACCUUUCCAUGAUGAAGCAGAAAAUAAUAUAUAUCAAUUAUUGAAUGGAAAAUAUUUAACCAAUGAGGAUAAAAGUGUACAUAUCAAUCUUUUGAAUAGUGUAAUGAAGCAAAGUACUAUGAACAAAUUGUCAAAUGAAGACGAUCUUUUUGAAAAAAAAGAAAAAAAAAGAAAAUUAAAGAAUAAUAUGCUUGAACAAAAAGGAGAUGAUCAAUUUGUAAAUAUGAACAAAAGGAUCGAUACGAACUUAGUGAGUAAUAAUAAUAAUAUAAAUGCAUUUAACAACAAUAAUAAUAAUAAUAUUAGUAAUAAUAAUAUUAGUAGUAAUAAUAAUAUUAGUAAUAAUAAUAUUAGUAAUAAUAAUGUUAUCAAUAAUAAUAUUAGUAAUAAUAAUAAUAUUAGUAAUAAUAAUAAUAUUAGUAAUAAUAAUAAUAUUAGUAAUAAUAAUAUUAGCAAUAAUAAUAUUAGCAAUAAUAAUAUUAGUAAUAAUAAUAUUAUCAAUAAUAAUAUUAGCAACAAUAAUAUUAGCAAUAAUAAUAUUAGCAACAAUAAUAAUAAUGUAAUCCCUUUUGGUGAUGAACAUUUUGAUGCCUUGUCAUUCGAUGAGUAUCGCAAACGUAUUAAUAGUAAAAAGAGUAAUUAUUCAAAUAUAGGAGAAAAUGAAAAAUACAAGAAAUUAGCUAACGGAUUGUUAGAUAAUGGUGAAACACUAUCUAAAAAUUUAAAUGAAUUAAAAAUGUAUCAUUUGGCAGGAAAAAAAGAAAAAGAUAAUAAUAUGAACAGUAUGAAUAAUAUUUUAUAUAAUAAUAAUAAUAAUAAUAAUAAUAAUAUGAAAUAUUAUACACAUAAUGAACAUCAUAAAAAUGAAGAAUUAAAAAGGAAUCAACUUAAUGAAAAUGUGAAUCAUGAGAAUAUGUUAAAUUUGAAUCAAAUGAUAAGAAAUAUACUUAAUAAUAAUAGUGUAGAUAAUAAUGAAAAAAUAAUAAAAGGUAUAAAUAUCUUAAAAAAUAUGACUAUGAAUGAUAAAUUUAAUUUGAUUAAUUUUAAUAAUCAAUGCAUGAAUUAUUCGUAUAACAAUAUGAUCAAAAAGGAAAAUUAUGUUAAAAAUAUAUAUAAAAUUAUUAAUAAGGGUUCAGAGGAUUCUAUUAAUUAUGAUGAAUAUUUAACUGUCAAGUUAGAAGUUGAGGAUGGUGAAGAAAAAGAUCAAAAUGGGGAAAAAAAAAAACACAACACAUCAGAGUCAUAUAAUGAAGGGAAAAUGAAUAAAAAACAUAAAAAGAAAAAAAAAAUGAAGCAAAAUAAAAUAGAUGAAGAUAUUACUGUAAAUAAUGGAAUGAUAGGUGAAGGAAACAAUGACAAAAUUGAAGAUACUAAUAAAAAUGACCAUAUAUCAAAUAAUUCAGAAGUUACAAAUAAAGAUAUUAUAAAUGGUGAAAAAAAUUCAAAUGAUUCUGAAGAAAAGGAGAAGGAAGAAAAAGAAGAUUAUAAUGAAAAUAUAUAUAAUAAUAAUAUGAAUACAGAUAAUAAUACAUCAAACAGUAAUGAUGAUAAUGAACAAAUAAUUAAUAACGAAAAUGAUUAUAUAUUAAACAAAACAAAUAACGAAAUUAAUAAAGAAAUAAAUACAUCAUCUAUAAAUGAAUUUAAUGAUAUUGCUUUCCAAUUGUGUCCUUGGAAAAAAGGUAUUCAAUGGAAUUUGUUAAAAAAAAUGUGGACGUGUAAAUUAUGGGAUAAUAAAGGUAAUGAAAUUACAAAAAAUAUUCAUAUAAAAAAAAAAGAAGGUAUUGAUAUUGGAUAUAAAUAUUGUAUAAAAAUUCGAACAAAUUCUUUUAUAUUUUAUCUAUCAAAAGAAUUAAAUAAAUUUCCACAUAUUCCUGAAAUAUCAUACGAUUUACAAAAUCUUCAUUUUGUUGUAUCUUAUAAAGAUAAUGAAAAGAAAAUAUAUUCCUUUGAAGAUGGAAUUUAUAAAUCAUUUAUAGACUGUAUGGAAUAUCUAAAUAAACAAAAAAGAGAAUAUAAUGAAAAUAUUUAUGAUAUAUCCAAUUUUAUAAAAGAAAAAAAUAAUUUGGAAUUAGAUGAUAUAUAUAAAGAAUUAAAUUAUUUCGAAUAUAAUAGAAAUGUAUUAAGUAAUAUUUGUGAAGAAACAAAAAUUGCAUAUAGUAUAAAACCAUGGUUAAGAGGUAUUAUAUGGGAAGAUAAAUUGAAAAAAUGGAUAGUGUUUUUUAAAGAUAAAAAUGAAAACUUGAGAAUUAGCUUUUUUAGUACAUCAGAUUAUAACGAUGAUGUUAUUAUGUCUUAUAAUAAAGCUUGUGAAUAUUUUUCACAAGUUAAAGAAUCAAAUAAUUUUGAUUCCAAUUCAGAGGAAUUUGCUCAGUCCAUUAAAAAUGUUAUUAAAAAUAUUCAAUUUGAUAAAAUAAUAGAACAACAAAAUGACGCAAAUAAUAAUGAUCACAAGAAAGGAAAUUUGCAAGAAAAACAUGAUAUACAAACAAAUUAUUAUAAUAAGGUGACACAAGGAAAUGAAGGGGAAACAAAUAAUAAUAAUAAUAAUAAUAAUAAUAAUAAUGAAGGGGAAAAUAUGACCGACUCUCAAAUUGUCUUAAAUACAAAUGAAAUCCAUGUCCAUAAUGUACAUGCAUUAAAACGUCCUGAAGUCUUAUAUAAUAUUGGAGAAACACAAUCAAACCAUUUUUUAAAAGAUAAUAAUAUAUCGAAUGAGCACAAAAGUAUGGAAACAUUCUAUAAUGAAAACUCUUAUUAUAAUGAUGAUAUUGCUUUUCUAAAUUAUGCUGAUAGUAAUGAUAGUCUUAUGUCAAAAGGAAUGUCUCAAUAUUUAUCAUUAUCAUCAAAAAAAAAGAAGAAAAUAAGAACUACUGAAGAUAUAUAUAAAAGCGAAAAUGAUGUUUUAUCUUAUCAAAAUAAUGAAUUAUAUAGCAAUGUAAAAAAUGAAAACUAUGAUGAAAAUAUUUCAGAGAAUAAUAAAAAAUAUGGAAAAAGGAAAAUGGAAUUGAAUUUUUUAAGUCACAGUGAAAAUAAUAUAAGUAAUAAUACUUAUAAUAAUAAUGAUUAUACAAAUGAUGAUAAUCAUAGUACUAAGGUGUAUUCUUCUGAUUGUGAAAAGAAUACUAAUCAUAACAAAAAGACGGAACAUAAAUAUGAUCAAGAGAACAAUAAAUAUUUUUAUAAUAAAGAUAAAUUAUUAUUUGACCACGAAAAUGGUACAAUUCCAAGAAAUAUAAAGAAGGAAUCAAACAAUUUAAACAACGAAUAUAAUUUGGAUUAUUUAAAUUCUGAAGAUAUUAAAAAUAAUAAUCAUCACAAUCACAAUAAUAAUAAUAAUAAUAAUAAUAAUAAUAAUAUUAUUAUUAAUGGACCAUCAAGUGAUGGAGAAACAAUAAUUUUAUCACAGUAUCACAAAAAUGAUGAUGAUGAAGAUGAUGGAAAUAAUACAGAUAAUUCAAAAAUAUUAAGAAGUUUUGAUAAGUGUUCAAAUCAAAAUAGUGUAUGUAUAAAUAAAAGUAAUGAGAAACUUGAAAACAUUUUAGACGGAGGAGUAAAUAUGAGAUUACCAAAAAGUGAAAUUUUAAAUCAAGCUUCUAGAUUACCAAAAUUACAAGGUAUGUUUUUUGAUAAGAGAAGAAAUUAUUGGACUGUUAGUGUUUGCGGUUUCAGAAAAUCAUUUGGUGUUAGGACAAGAGGUGUAUAUCAAGCAUACAAAUUAGCAGCUGAAUUUCGUAAUCGUAUAUUAGAAAACAAUAAAGGUAAAUAUUAUCCUCAAAGAAGUACAAGUAUGUCUAGUAAUUAUAAAUAUAAUACAAAGAGUGGAUCCAUAAUUAUAAAAGAUGAAAAAGUGAAUUAUAGUAAUAUAUCUGAAAUGACAUCUGUAGAUGAAGAAUAUGAUCAGAAAAAAAAAAAGGCUUCGUUUUCUUCUAAUAAUAUUAAUAAUAUUGAUAAAGAAUUAUAUUCAUUAAAUGACAAAGAAAGUAAUAGUAGUGGAUUAUAUUAUUCUUUUAAUGUAAAAGGGAAAACCAGUUCAAAUAUAUAUGAUUAUUUUUUAGAUAAAAAAGAACAUGACUAUUUCGCAACUAAUAAUAGUAGUAGUAAUAAUAUAAAUAAUAAUAAUAAUGAUAUUAAUAAUAAUAAGAAAGAUCCAAAAGGCGUACCUAAUAAUUUAUGUUAUGAUGAUCAAUAUAAUAAUAUUGAAAAUGAAGAGGAAGAAGAGGAAAGGGAAAGGGAAGAAGCUGAAAGAUGGAAUAUGUCAGAUAAAGUGAAUAAUAAAAAUAAUGAUAAUAAAAUUCAAAUUGGUAAUAAUACUUUUGGACAAUUAAAAUAUGAUAGUGCUUUAGAAUCAAACCUUAUCAAUUUUAUAAACGAGGUAGGUUCAUCUGAUUUUUUGAAAGAUGCCAAAAUUAAUAAUAAUAAUAAUAAUAAUAAUAAUAAUCAUAUUGGUGGAAAUAAAAAGAAUCAACAUAUAAAUAAUAAUAUUAGCAAUAGUAAUACUUUAAAUAAUAGCUUAAAUGUUCAAAAUAUUUCUUCUAGUAAUAGUGCUAUAAGUAAUAAUGGAGUUAUAAAUAAUUAUUCACCUACACAUAUAUAUGAAGUAGACAAUCUCAAUAAUAGUCAAGAUUACUAUUUAAAAAAUGAUGAAAUAAAAAAUGAAUUAAAUAAAGUGGAGGAUCAUAAAAAUAAAAAGGAUAUUUCAAGCACAAAUAGUCUACUAAAACAUUUUAUGAAUGAUGAUAUAUUAAUAAAUAAUAAAGUAAAACACCAACCCUAUUUUGAUAGUCACAACAAUUAUAAUAAGUUAGGACACAAACAAGUGAAAACAUCUGCUUAUACGGAAAGUGCAAUUGGAUUAGGCUUUAGAAAAAAUGGAUAUAUUAAUGAUUGUGACUUAGUUAAUAAUAAUAAUAAUAAUAAUAAUGAUAAUAAUAAUAAUAAUAAUAAUAAUAAUAAUAACAUGAAUAUAAAGAACAAUGAUGUUAUAUUAAAUAAAUUGAUAUCUUCUAACCACGAUAGUAAAGAUAACAGUAAUAACAAUAUUAAGGAUAAAGAUAGAGAAGAUAGUAAUAAAAAUAUUUAUAAUAAUAAUAAUAAUGAUAAAUCUAUUGGUAGUUAUGCAAACAGUCUUGGUGUAAUAGACAAUCAAUGUGAGAAUAAUAAAGGAGCAGAUGAAAACACAAAAAAUUUUAAUAAUAAUAAAACAUUAAAUAAUUAUGAACCAGAAAAUAAGUCUUAUAAUUACAGUCCAGUGUUAGAUGAAACUUUAGAAGAAAGAGAUGUGAGAAUAAAUAGAGAGGUAAGCAAAUGUAAAUUUGUAGAUGGAUUAAUAUAUGAUGAAGCUAAUAAAUGUUUUCGAAUAAAAAUUAAUGGUUAUAGAAAAGCAUAUUCUGUUAUUAGAAGAGGAGUAAAAGAAGCUUAUAAAUUAAGUAUUGAAUCUAUAGAACAAAUUAAAAGACAAACACAAACUAAUAAUUUUAAUAAUAAUGAACAGUCACAAGUUAAUACAAAUAAUAUGACACAGAUAUAUAAUUCAAGUUCUGAAAAUUCAAGACAUGGAUCAUGUUAUAAUUAUCAACAUAAUCAUAAAAGUAAACUAGAGAAUUCGAAUGAUAAUCCUGAAGAAAAAUAUGACCACAUCAAUAAUAUGAGCAAUGUAGGACAUGAAAAUAAACAGAGCGCUGAAGAAAGUUUGUUUCCAAUGUUAAAUAUAGAUGAUAAAUAUUAUGAACUUCUUAAAACAUCCAUUAUUAUAUGUCUGAACGAUAUACUUAUGAAUUGUAUACCUCAAGUAUUUCACCUAUACAAAAAUAUCAAUACAUCAAAUGACAUAAAAUUAGAAGAUAUAUUAUACACUGAAAGGAAAAGAAAAGAACAGUCCUUAAAAUAUCAUAUUGAAUAUACACAAAAUUCUGUAGGUGUGUCAUCCCUUAUACCUUACUUGAAAUUAUUUAGUACCGAAAUUUUAAAUAACGUUUUACCAUCAGCACAAUCCUUGGAAAUACAAAGAUUAAUAAUUCAUUCGUUGGAUAUACAAACAUAUAAUACAUUAUAUUAA
Molecule: messenger RNA, 8154 nt
Organism: Plasmodium reichenowi
Lineage: Eukaryota; Apicomplexa; Aconoidasida; Haemosporida; Plasmodiidae
Product: transcription factor with AP2 domain(s)
Exons: 3
Coding region: 1-8154 (2717 amino acids)
Biological process (GO): regulation of DNA-templated transcription
Molecular function (GO): DNA-binding transcription factor activity
Source: RefSeq, a predicted model, not a curated record